GCCGAGCGGGCAUCUUGGCUGAUCGCGAAGCGGGGAGGACACCCUCUCUCUGCCGAAGCGACAGAAAGAGAAAUCGAUUAACUUAACAUCCCCCCGUGUACCGUGCUAUGUGUACGUUCGUUUCUUCCUCGAACGUUCGGCUUUCGCGUCUGGGGCUAACAAGCGAUCGAAAUCGUUUUCGGAACCAGACUUUCGUGCGAGCGUACCUUCCUCGAUAUCGUCUCCGCGAUACCAAAACCACGAACCUGCAAAAUCUGUAUCCCAAGAAAAAUUGAUUUCUUCAUUAAGUCAUGCAAAUUGUUCAUUCUAAUUGAAUUUAGUAUAAUUUUAUAUAAAAUUUCUAAAAAGGCGUGCUCCUUUUAGAGAGCGAGGGUAUCUAAGAAGGAAGUUAUUAAAGAUUUAAUUUUUGCAUCUCUUAUGAGAUACUACACUUUCGUUGUCUUCAUUAACUAACCAGUUUACUUUGACUCUUACUCGGCCAGAUGAUUUUCGACUGGGAAAUUGUAAUUUAAAAACUGAAAGAUUUUUCGUAUGCGUCGGCCUUAAUAGACAUUUGAAAAUCGAUACUUUGUUUCGAAUUUUAAUGGAGAAUUCAGUAGUUAGGCCGUUAAUGAAAAUGAAAUUGAAAGAUAAUUUAUUCCUUAAAAAUUGAAGAUUACCGGAGAUUUUAAGACGAAAUGUACACGUUUUAGGCUGUAGACGCUGUUCACUAUUUCACAGUACUAUACCUACAUCGAAAUCACGCAGCCGCGCAUAAUACUCUCACCCGUGGAAUGCGGGACAAUGAACCCGUCUGCAGUGAUUGGAGGGCGAAAGCCGAAACGGGAUAUCUUUAGAAAUAGUAAUUUUUCUCUCUUUCGCCAGAUUGCAAUAAUCCAAAGAAUUCACUGGCCUACAAAAUUUUACUUUGAGUUUUUCGUUACAAUAAAUUUUUGAAGUGUUUUAGUAUCAUUUUUCGUGCUACAUUUUCACGUACAAUCCGUUUUUUCCAUUGCACAGGGUUUUCGUGUGACACAGAGUUGAAUACUUAGUAACUACUAUACCGCUGCAUAUUUGGAGUUGAACAUUUUUUCUGUGGGAAGAAAGCUAUGAGUGGUGAGAAAAAUCGAAUUGCAGAUUCGAAAUUAGAAAGUGUACAUAUUGUUUGUGACAGAAAUCUUUUUCAUUUUUAUCACAAUCAUUUUUAUGCAAAAUGGAACAUUUAUAAUUUCUAUUUGGAAAAGGCAAUCUAAAUAGGAACUUUUUACAAUAAAAUACAUUUCAGUCUUGAUAUUCUAUGUAUUCUUUGAUAUUGAUUGCACUUUUUAUAUCUUCUACAGAUAUAGUGCUACUAUAAAUGCAUAAAACCCACGGACUUAAUUAAUUUACGUAGACAUUAGCAGUAAGCAGAAUUGGGCAUAUGUUAUUUAAAAUAAAAUAAUAAAUAAUCAUUUGAAAUAAUGAAUUGUUAGUGACGAUAGAAUUAGUGGUAACAACAAUGAAAUUGUAAUUACUAUCUGAAAUAAAUAACACCAACAAACUGCAAAUUUAACAAUUAUGACUAAAGCAUUGACUUUUAUCACUUACGCAUUGCGAAGUCUACAUGGCAAGCAAUCUUUAUGUUCUGUGCAGAUAAAAUUUCGCUACAUCUACAUUUUUCUACAUUUUUUACCGAAUCCACAGAUUAACUUAACAUUUUUAAUCUUCUCCCCACUUUCAAGAAAUGAAUGUAAGAGUACGCGUUACAGCUUCACAAGACUGUGUAAAGCAAAGACUUGUUGUGUAGUUCACUGAUCAACAUCAUUUCUCUAUAAUCGUGAAAAUGAAGAUGUCAUUUCAUAUCGGUGAAAAUGAAAUUAUCUUGUUUGACGAAUGGCAUACAAUGAGUUGGGACGGUCUUGGAUGGUCGAUGGUCGGUAUUAUUCUGUUGACGUCUAUUUACGAAGGUUUGAAGAGCUAUCGCGAUCACUUGUAUAUCAACGUAACACGUUUAAAAAAAAAUACAGGAAACAGCCGUGAAUCGUCACUUUUCUCUAAGAUACAUGUCUUUCAAACAAUUUUACAUGCUUUCCAACUGGCCAUAGGCUAUUGCCUCAUGUUAAUUUUCAUGACUUACAAUACUUUGCUUUGUCUGGCUGUGGUACUCGGCGGUGUUCUUGGCUAUUGGUUGUUUGCUCGGGAGAAAUCUAGCGGUGAUAACAUCGAUUGCUGCCUGUAAAUUCAACGUUUAAUAGAAUAAAAGUUAUUCCACGUAAAUCUCGUAGUAAUUUAAUUUAAUUGUACCCUUUUGUUCUUGCGAUUGCUAAUAAUCCAAUCCAAAGUUGGUAGAUGCAAAUCAAAAAUGCCAAUAA
Ceratina calcarata is the source of this 2330-nucleotide messenger RNA. RefSeq names its product putative low affinity copper uptake protein 2. The transcript is spliced from 5 exons. Gene Ontology annotation, biological process: copper ion transmembrane transport. Gene Ontology annotation, molecular function: copper ion transmembrane transporter activity. NCBI's taxonomy places the organism in Eukaryota, Metazoa, Arthropoda, Insecta, Hymenoptera, Apidae. Bases 1802 to 2197 code for a protein of 131 amino acids. The record is from RefSeq and is a predicted model, not a curated record. Gene Ontology annotation, cellular component: membrane.